CUGCUCAGGUGUGGUGUCUGAGCCUGGCACCAAGGAGGUGCUCAGUAAGGGCAAGGAUGGACAGGGCAUUCUUCAGGCAGGAUAUCCUGCACCAGACAGAAGUCCUGCAUCAGACAGGGUAUCUUCCAUUACACAGGGUAUCCUGCAUCAGGGUGUCCUCCCUCAGACAGGUUAUCCUCCCUCAGACAGGGUGUCCUCCAUCAGACAGGGUGUCCUCCAUCAGACAGGGUGUCCUCCAUCAGACAGGGUGUCCUCCGUCAGACAGGGUGUCCUCCAUCAGACAGGGUGUCCUCCGUCAGACAGGGUGUCCUCCGUCAGACAGGGUGUCCUCCAUCAGACAGGGUGUCCUCCGUCAGACAGGUUAUCCUCCCUCAGACAGGGUGUCCUCCAUCAGACAGGGUAUCCUGCAUCAGACAGGGUGUCCUCCAUCAGACAGGGUGUCCUCCAUCAGACAGGGUGUCCUCCCUCAGACAGGUUAUCCUCCCUCAGACAGGGUGUCCUCCAUCAGACAGGGUGUCCUCCAUCAGACAGGGUGUCCUCCAUCAGACAGGGUGUCCUCCGUCAGACAGGGUGUCCUCCGUCAGACAGGGUGUCCUCCGUCAGACAGGGUGUCCUCCAUCAGACAGGGUGUCCUCCGUCAGACAGGUUAUCCUCCCUCAGACAGGGUGUCCUCCAUCAGACAGGGUAUCCUGCAUCAGACAGGGUGUCCUCCAUCAGACAGGGUAUCCUCCGUCAGACAGGGUGUCCUCAUUCAGACAGGGUGUCCUCCAUCAGACAGGGUGUCCUCCAUCAGACAGGGUGUCCUCCAUCAGACAGGGUGUCCUCAUUCAGACAGGGUGUCCUCCAUCAGACAGGGUGUCCUCCAUCAGACAGGGUGUCCUCAUUCAGACAGGGUGUCCUCCAUCAGACAGGGUAUCCUCCAUCAGACAGGGUGUCCUCAUUCAGACAGGGUGUCCUCCAUCAGACAGGGUGUCCUCAUUCAGACAGGGUAUCCUGCAUUAGUCAGGGUGUCCUCCGUCAGUCAGGGUAUCGUCCAUCAGACAGGGUGUCCUCCAUCAGACAGGGUGUCCUCCCUCAGACAGGUUAUCCUCCCUCAGACAGGGUGUCCUCCAUCAGACAGGGUGUCCUCCAUCAGACAGGGUAUCCUGCAUCAGUCAGGGUAUCCUCCGUCAGACAGGGUGUCCUCCGUCAGACAGGGUGUCCUCCGUCAGACAGGGUAUCCUCCGUCAGACAGGGUGUCCUGCAUCAGUCAGGGUGUUCUGCAUCAGUCAGGGUGUCCUGCAUCAGUCAGCGUAUGCACACUGGACCCAGAAAGGGAGUGGUCCCUUCUGCAGCACUUCUGAGUUACAGGGAGCACCAGUCUCCUGCAGUGAGCCUUUGGGGAGGCUGGACUCCGCACUGAUGAAUUUGUGUCAACAAGGGAGACCAACAGAUAAUGCCAGCCUGGCUUAAGGCAGGGCCUUCCCUUCACAGCUUUGUGGAACCCCUGGGUGGAUGGUAUAGGAUCUGAGUAAGUUGGGGGCUAAAGUGGGACCAGGCUGGACCUCUGUGCCCUUGAGCAUGGCUUUCUUGUC
Pipistrellus kuhlii (Kuhl's pipistrelle) is the source of this 1574-nucleotide messenger RNA. RefSeq lists its product as uncharacterized. The transcript has 2 exons. The record is from RefSeq and is a predicted model, not a curated record. Lineage: Eukaryota; Metazoa; Chordata; Mammalia; Chiroptera; Vespertilionidae. Bases 57 to 1343 code for a protein of 428 amino acids.